GUAAGCCGCAACGGCCCCUGGUCAUUUUACAGUAGCGAAGAAGUUUUAAACGAUGUCACGAGGUGGCAGCACCUGAGCAUCGGUUCUCGCUAAUCCGGCCGCCAGGCCAAAUCCACUUUUUAUGAAAAAUCCAAGAUGUCAGCGCCCAUGGAAAAAAAACCCGGCUUUAAAAACAAAUCUUUCACCCCCAAAUUCUGGAAACCUGGCACCCCUGCUCCAAGUGAACGGUUAUCAGAGGAAAGGAUUUCAAAUGAUACAUCUCAAGAAGGGAGUGGGUCAGCCAUCAUCCACAAUCCCAAUGCCUCGUUAUCAGUGGAACAACAGCGGCAAAGGUUACCUGUCUUCAAUCAUCGAAACAACAUCUUGUACCUGCUGGAGAAAUACUCGACUGUUGUCAUCGUGGGAGAAACAGGAUGUGGCAAGAGUACCCAGAUUCCCCAGUAUCUAUUAGAAGCUGGAUGGGCAGCCGAGAAAUGGAAGAUAGGUGUGACCCAACCACGACGGGUUGCUGUUGUCACGGUUGCAAAUCGUGUUGCUGAGGAGCGAGGAGUCAUUCUUGGUGACGAGGUUGGAUAUGCCAUCCGCUUUGAUGACUGUUGGGAUGAACAAAAAACAAAAAUCAAAUUUAUGACGGACGGUUUACUGGUAAGAGAAAUGAUGAAGGAUCCGUUGCUGUCAAAAUACAGUGUUGUGAUGCUGGAUGAAGCCCAUGAACGUACACUUCAUACAGAUAUCAUCAUUGGACUUUUGAAGAAGAUCCAGAAGAAACGAGAAGAUUUGAGAUUGAUUGUUGCGUCUGCUACGCUUGAUGCGGAGGCUUUCUGUGACUUCUUCAAUCAGAACAACACAAAAGACAGGAGUAAAGACACGGCAGUGAUAUUCAGCAUCGAAGGCAGGAUGUACCCAGUCGAUGUCCACUAUUCUUUAGAUCCCCUUCCUAACUACCUGACUGCUAUGGUUGAGACGAUUGUAAAGAUACACAAGUCUGAGAAAAGUGGCGACGUGCUGGCAUUCUUGACGGGACAAGACGAGGUAGACCAUGUGGUGAGACUUCUCAUAGAACAUGCAAAGAAGAUCCCAAAGAAUGAAGAAAAGAUGAAAAUAUUACCAAUGUAUGGUGGACUCCCUUCAUCAGAACAGUUCAAGGUAUUUGAAAGAACGCCGAGGUUUACCAGGAAGAUAGUAGUGGCUACAAACAUUGCAGAGGCUUCAAUCACCAUCAAUGGCAUUGUUUAUGUGGUGGAUUGUGGUUUUGUGAAGUUAAAAGCAUUUAAUGCCAAGACUGGCACAGAAUCGUUGGUGAUUGUGCCGACAUCACAGGCAUCAGCUGAACAGAGGGCUGGAAGAGCUGGCAGGAUACGAUCAGGGAAAGCUUACAGGUUAUAUACAGAAUCUGACUAUGAGACACUGGCAGCCAACACGAUCCCCGAGAUGCAGAGGACAAGCUUAGCACCCGUCAUCCUCCAACUGAAGGCUCUUGGGAUUGAUAACGUGCUGCGGUUUAGUUUCCUCUCACCUCCUCCUGCCCAGAAUAUGGUCCGUGGUCUAGAGCUUCUCUAUGCUCUCGGUGCUCUGGAUGACGGUGCUCGCCUGACAUCGACUCUUGGGUUAAAGAUGGCAGAGCUGCCAUUACCACCAAUGUUCAGUAAGAUGUUACUCGCCUCGGGUGAGUUUGGUUGUUCUGAAGAAGCCAUUACGAUAGCUGCCAUGAUGCAAAUACAAAAUGUGUUUUUCACUCCGUCCAAUCAGAAAGUAGCUUCGAAUCGUGCCAAGCGGAAGUUUUCUGUCGAGGAGGGCGAUCACAUGACCAUGCUUAACGUUUACAAUGCAUUCAUCAAGUAUAAGAAGAAUGCACAGUGGUGUCAUGAGAAUUACCUCAACUUUAAGGGCCUAACGAGGGCGACGGAGAUCAGACAACAGCUGGUCACAUUGAUGAAGAGGGCUGAUGUUCCAUUAGUCUCCUGUGGAGAUGAUGUCACUACAAUACGACGGUGUAUCACAGCGGGAUUCUUCCCCAAUGCUGCCAGACUACAUUACACAGGUGAAUACCUGACUGUCAGGGAUGAACACACUCUCACAAUCCAUCCUACUUCGGUGCUAUAUGCAGUUGAUCCCCCAAAGUGGGUCGUAUUUGGUGAAGUGAUUCAAACAAGCAAGGAAUUCAUGCGAGACAUCACCGUGAUCGAAUCCUCGUGGCUGUAUGAACUCGCUCCUCACUUCUAUAACUUUGGGACGGACAGGGAAGUCGCAGUCAAAAGGGCUAAACUGGCAUAAACCAAGCCAACUUAAACAGCUGAGCACUCGCUCUAAACAAUCCUUGUUUAUGGGACUUUUAACAAAAAGGAAGAGGCAGCGAGUUACCAGGGAUAAGGGAGCAAUAGGGACUUUGCACAUAUGUGCCAUUUUUCAUUUUUGUA
Messenger RNA from Lineus longissimus, 2417 nucleotides. Its product is annotated as probable ATP-dependent RNA helicase DHX35. The record is from RefSeq and is a predicted model, not a curated record. The transcript has 19 exons. Gene Ontology annotation, cellular component: intracellular anatomical structure; catalytic step 2 spliceosome. NCBI's taxonomy places the organism in Eukaryota, Metazoa, Nemertea, Pilidiophora, Heteronemertea, Lineidae. Bases 136 to 2274 code for a protein of 712 amino acids. Gene Ontology annotation, molecular function: RNA binding; ATP binding; helicase activity.